AUGUCUACCAGGCCUGCGAGGUUGGGUCUACAGCUGAUCCAGGCUCGUAAUGUCGUCGCCCCGACGAAGAAGGUGUUGCCGACAUCACGACGCGAUUUGUCUUCGGUAGCUCUGGUUGCGCAAAGCCAUCGCCGAAUCUCAGCAUCGAAAUUCACACCUCUAGCUGCAAGUCCGCCGUCCUCAACCACGACCCCUUCCUCAUUUUUCACCCCCUCUCUGUGUCGGACGAGAAACGCGUCGACAACCUCGAAUGCCUCUGCCUCGACAACCUCUACCCCUCCGUCGUCAUCCUCCUCUCCUCCCCCUGCUCUCGAUUGGAAUGCCUUCUUCCGCCUUCGAACCAUACGACGUCGCUACGCAGUCACUUCCUCGAUCAUUACGUCCUUUGCUUCUACAGCCGGAGCAUUGAUAGCAUUUUCCGAAAUCCCAGCAUUUGCUGACAACAUCACCAAAAUCAUUCCUACUGAUCCUGUCAUUGGCAUUGGGAUCGCCACUUUUGGGGCCACUUUCUUUGGCUGGCUGAUUGGCCCAGCUUUCGGAAACACCCUAUGGAGACUAUUGCAUCGAAGUCGGUUGCCAGAGUUCAACAAAAAAGAGCGAGAAUUUUUUGAAAGGGUUAAAAAGCACAGGGUCAACCCCACGGGUGCGAGCACCAACAACCCCGUGCCUGACUUCUAUGGCGAGAAAGUGGGAAGUGUGGCUGGGUACCGACGGUGGCUGAAAGACCAGCGUGCUUUCAACAGGAAACGAGAAGGAAACUAUUCCUCGACGAAGUGA
Fonsecaea nubica is the source of this 777-nucleotide messenger RNA. RefSeq lists its product as hypothetical. NCBI's taxonomy places the organism in Eukaryota, Fungi, Ascomycota, Eurotiomycetes, Chaetothyriales, Herpotrichiellaceae. Bases 1 to 777 code for a protein of 258 amino acids. The record is from RefSeq and is a predicted model, not a curated record. Gene Ontology annotation, cellular component: PAM complex, Tim23 associated import motor. Gene Ontology annotation, biological process: protein import into mitochondrial matrix. The transcript has a single exon.